This is a messenger RNA of Ceratitis capitata (Mediterranean fruit fly), 1032 nucleotides long. RefSeq lists its product as uncharacterized. The record is from RefSeq and is a predicted model, not a curated record. Gene Ontology annotation, biological process: regulation of transcription by RNA polymerase II. Lineage: Eukaryota; Metazoa; Arthropoda; Insecta; Diptera; Tephritidae. The transcript has 3 exons. Gene Ontology annotation, cellular component: transcription regulator complex; nucleus. The coding region runs from base 114 to 851 and encodes 245 amino acids.
ACACAGUACCAUUAGACUUAACUUCCAAGCAAAAAUUGAAGUGUAUGCAUCUUGAUAAACUUGACAUUUUGACUUUUGCAAAAGCAAAUUCUUAAGUAUUGAUAUUUGAAAAAAUGGGUCCAAAAAUAGAAACGGAAUUUUAUUUGCGUUUAAUAAGAGGAGUACGCGCAAAUCCAUGUUUGUAUGAGAAAAAUCACAAAUACUAUUACAACAGAAAUAAACGUAAUGAAGCCUGGCAGGAAGUUGCUGCACAAUCUGGUCGGCCGGAAAAUGAAUGUAAAGCACGCUGGAAGCUCUUACGGGAGAGGUUUUGUAAGCAAAUGAAGAGGACUGAGGGACUUGUGGCACUGGAUGGCAGUGAUAGUGAUAAUAAUGAUUGGGAAUAUUAUAAAGAAUUAGUUUUCUUAAGAGAUUCAAUUAUACCACGACGCUCACGUAAAGGCAAAGAUGAAAGCUGCAGCUUGGAAGAACCGACAAUCAAUGAAGUUUUUAUAAAUGUUGGUGCUCUAAGUGAAGAUGAGUCCUGCUCCUCAAAUUCACUUUUUACGAAAUGCACAAAACGCUCUUUGGAAAGCAGUAAUAAAUCAUCCGAGUUCGAUUUAGCGCCAUUAAAAAUUGAACGUAUGGUAAUGGAUUCAGAUUUUCACAAAUCAGAAAAAGAUGAAAUUAAAAGUUCUACGUAUAAAGACAAUAAUCAAAGCACUGCAUUAUCAGAUAAUUCUAUUGACGAUUUAUUUGUUAAAAAUAUUGCAUAUUUGAUGCGUGAACUACCAAUAGAGGUUAAGGAUCGCUUUCAAGCAGAUAUGUAUGCGGAAGUUUACAGAUUGCGAGCACAAUAUCGGAACUAUUAGUUCAAUUUAAGUGCACCGGUGCCAUGGCUUCUACGAAUGCUUAUGAGAUUUUGUUUUACGUAUAUAUAAAUGUUAUUUUGUUAUCUCUGUUAUUUAGUUCCAGUUUGUUACAUUUCCACAGUUAUAUAUGUUCGUUUUUGGUAAUGAAAAUAAUUUAAUAAAUAUAUAUUUGUUAUAGUUA